AUGAGUUCCAGCGCCAAGUACCAGCCCGCGAGGCAGGACGACUUCGACGAUGACUACACAACCGCGCCGCCCGCCUACGGCGCCUCUUCCUCCUCCGCCGCCGCCCACGAUGCCGCGAACGCCGGCAUCGAGGCCCAGGGCCUCUUCGCCCACGCCCGCAGCAGCGAGGACAACAUCCCGGACGACUUCAAGUUUGGCGGUUCCGUCGCCGAGGCCACCGUCGACAUCCGCAACCAGUUCGUCCGCAAGGUCUACACCAUCCUCACCGUCCAGCUCCUCAUGACCGCCGGCGUGAGCUCCCUCACCUUCUUCAGCGCCUCCUACAAGUCCUGGAUCCAGGCUCACCCCGGCGUCGUCUGGAUUUCCCUCAUCGGCUCCAUGAUCUUCCUCGGCCUCACCUACUGGAAGCGCAAGUCCUACCCGACCAACCUGCUCUUCCUCUCCCUCUUCACCCUCGCCGAGGCCUACACCAUCUCCGUCAUCGUCUCCUUCUACCGCACCUCCAUCGUCCUCAACGCCGUCGUCCUCACCGGCGGCAUCUUCGUCGCCCUCACCCUCUUCGCCUGCCAGACAAAGUACGACUUCACCUCCUGGAUGCCCUACCUCUUCGGCGCCCUUUGGGGCCUCCUCCUCUUCGGCUUCAUGUCCAUGUUCUUCCCCUAUGGCUCCACCGGCGAGCUCAUCUACGGCGGCGCCGCCGCCCUCAUCUUCAGCGCCUACGUCCUCGUCGACACCCAGAUGGUCCUCCGCAAGCAUCACGUCGAGGAGGAGAUCGCCGCCGCCAUCAGCCUCUACCUCGACAUCAUCAACCUCUUCCUCGCCAUCCUCCGCAUCCUCAACUCCCAGUCCAGCGACUAA
Messenger RNA from Cordyceps fumosorosea ARSEF 2679, 858 nucleotides. RefSeq names its product bax Inhibitor family protein. The record is from RefSeq and is a predicted model, not a curated record. The transcript is spliced from 3 exons. NCBI's taxonomy places the organism in Eukaryota, Fungi, Ascomycota, Sordariomycetes, Hypocreales, Cordycipitaceae. Gene Ontology annotation, cellular component: membrane. Bases 1 to 858 code for a protein of 285 amino acids.